AUCACUAAAAAAACGUCGAGCUAUUCAGAUGAUCGUGAAAUUAUAGUCCUACUGUUGAAUAUUCCUUAGGUAUGCCUUUUAACUUUCAAAAAGCAAUUUCACGAGAUAGUUUUUUUUACCUUACAGUUUUUGGGCUUAACAACUUUCAGCGGUCAUCAACAACACGUGUUGGUUCGAACAGAUAAUAAAUACGAUACUGACCGCUAAUAUAGAAGCGAGCCAAAACAAAAGUUGGCCUCGAUCUGCCCAAACGAAGCUCUGCUCGCAUGUUACAGUAAAAAUCCACGUGUAAGAACCUAUAUGUUUUGAAGUCUGGCAAAACAGGUUCAUGUAUUUUGGGGUAGUUAUUGGCAAUUUAGGCAAAGCAGGUUCUUAUUAGGUUCUUAAUUUCUAUGACGGAAAUAUAGUUGUUGAUCACUAGACAAAUAAAUAAACUUAGGUUUCGUCCUGAAACUAGAUAUAGUAUUAAUUCACAACUAUAUCAUGAUAAGCCUGACACAACUGAUUCCACUGAAUGUAUAUGUGGUGUUGUCUCAAAAAUAACAAGUGUUCAUAAUUUAACUGUAACCCACAUAUAUUGGUUCAGAUGUCGUACUUCACAUGAACUCAAUUUCAACAUACAAUUUCCACUUCCAACCUCUUUGUGUGCCAUGAAAUACAACACAACUUGGGCAAAAGCCCACCUUCAAUAUUCAGGUUAAUUAACAAAUUCAAUGCUCGCAUGUAAUUCAACACAAGCACGAAAAGGUGGCUGCAAGUUUGCGCACGAAAACAGCAAAACACAAACUACACAUAUCGGCUUCACUCUGACGAGCGAUACUCGCCAUUUUGAUGCGCUGACGUACCAUUUAUACUUUUGUGCAUACUCAGGUCAUCAAAACACAUUUAAAAUAUAUUAAAUUGAUUUAUGUAUUUCAUGUGAAGUACAGCAUCAGAAUCAAAGUCGAUCCACAGCCGUCAUUCUCGGCUGAGCCAGCCGUGAAGAAGGGCUGAACCGAUCCGAAUUCAAUCAGUCUUUUCAAAUUGAUCCAGACCCCGUACUUCACAUGAACUUAAUUCAUUGAAUUCGACUCGGCUCACGUGAGGUACGGCGUCUGAACCGGGCCUAAAAUUAUUUUGCACUUUUACAUUGACAUCUCUUCCUCUUUGGAAAGAAUUCAGUUUGACCCAGGUGUACACACAAGUUCAACGCCGGUUUUCCAUCAAUCAAAACUCGCCUAUUGUUGUUCCUUUUCAAUUAAUUUCUUUUAUAUUCAUUUUUGCGGCUCAUGAAGUCUGGUGAAACAAAAACUACAUAUUUCAAAUGCACUAGAUUACCUUCGUACGUGCGUUAUUAGAUUGUAAGGCGACCUUUUGAAAUCGUGUCGAGUGGCGUGUCCGUCAAGAUUUUUGAGAAGACAUGGGUGAGGUUAGACAAGUAACAGACAGAUUGUACUAACAGGCUACAUCUGUAACAAAAUCUGUCAGCCACCUUAUAGACAUGUCCAAACAAAUUUUACAAAGUAAGGGAAGUCUUCUGAGAUUGCUGUAUUUAUGUUCGCUCGCAGAUGUAGACAUCCGUCUUUGAAUGCUGUUGUUGACAUACGGAUUUUGUAAAUAUACUCCAAGCCUUAAUUUUUCUGGCAGCUUUGCGGAACUCGGUAUAACACACAAAUGAUGGUUGCUUUCUGUUAAGCAAAUUUUUUAACGUCGAGGAAGUACUUCCCCAUUUUGCUCGACCGAAAACGCUGCAAUAACAAUAGCACAUAGAUGAAUGAGCGAUCUCCAGCUUGGACUGCAAAAAAGGACACAUCUCUAACUUGGUCUGUAAAAAUAAUUUGCCAAUAGGUUAUCGAAAUGGCUGUACGAUUAAGUCUCCUUGUUUUGCAUUUCAUUAUUACCAACUUCUGUCGCACUUGCGCAAAAACGCCUCUAUACGUGGGCGCCUUGUUCCCGAUGACGUCAGAGCGUAAUGAUGGCUGGACAGGCGGUAAUGGUGUUCAACCCGCUGCACAAAUGGCUUUUGAUCACGUGAACAGUGCCGGAGUGUUGACCGACUAUGAGCUGAGAAUGAUUUGGAAUGACACCAAGGGUUCCCCUGGCUGGGCAGAACAUAUCGUAUUCGAGUUUCUUCAUAACGAGCCCCGUAAAAUCAUGUUCCUGGGAGCCGGAUACUCUUCAUGCAGCACUGUGGUAGCCGCGCUGGCUGGCCUGGAACCUUGGGCAAUACCGCAGAUUUCAUAUUCCAGUACAUCACCCGAGUUAUCAGUCAAAAACAAGUACCCGUACUUCUACCGCACUAUCCCGGAUGAUACCUCGUUCAACGCCCCCCGGCUAGCCUUACUGAAAACAUUCAAAUGGAGUCAUGUGGGUAUCAUCUUUCAGGAGGAGGACAUACACCGAACGGCCAUAUCUGAUCUUCAUGCUCUUUUUCUCGAGAACGGAAUCAGACAAAUUUCUUCCGAGAGUUUCCGAGAAAAUGCCACAAUGCAAAUGGAAAACUUAAAGAACAGAGGAGCAAGAAUCAUUCUAGCAAAUUUUUUUGGAAAAGGAGCUCGACAAGUUUUUUGUGAGGCCUACAAACUACGCAUGUUUGGUCCAAAGUAUGUGUGGAUCCUUCUUGGAUAUAUAGAGAGGGAAUGGUGGCUAGUCGACGAUUCCAGUAUCACGUGUUCGUCUCAGGAGUUGUCUGAAGCGAUGGAUGGUUACCUAGCAACCGACUACCUAUGGAAUACUGGACUGAGCACUAAAACAGUCUUCGGAAAGACGGUAAAGGACUUCUUAGCUGAAUACGAUUCGAGAGUCUCACCAAAGUCACGUGAUGUUCACCGUGGUUACGCAUAUGACGCAGUAUGGGCCAUGGCCCUGGCAUUGAAUCGGACCAUCAGUAGAAUGGCCCCGAACACACGUUUAGAUAAAGUGCCAUACGGUGACAAGACCUUAUCCGCAGCACUUACUGAAGCUCUUAGGAGGACCAACUUUUCCGGAGUGACGGGACCUGUUGGUUUCACCAGCAAGGGAAACAGAGCCGGAGAUACGCAGAUUGUUCAAAUGAAAGAUGGAAAACAGGUAACCGUUGGAUUGUAUCGUUUAAGUGAGGGUACGAUAACCUGGUCAGGUUACGAAGCUAUAACAUGGAAAGGUGGUUCACCUCCUCCAGACAGGACCAAAGUUGUUUACGAGCUUAUGUCGGUGUCUCUUCCGCUGUUUAUAUUCAUGGCGGUGGUGACGUCACUUGCUAUUUUUAUCUCUUUAUUCUUCCUGUGGUUCAACAUUGCUAAACGGAACGUCAGGUUUAUCAAGAUGUCCAGUCCUAAUCUGAAUAACUCUGUGCUGCUGGGAUGCACGUUAAGUUAUAUCUCAGUGCUCCUGUUUGGAUUGGAUGGCGGCUUCAUUUCUAGUGGUUACGAGAUAGUGUGCGCGAGCAGGGCCUGGACUCUGUCACUAGGCUUCAGUUUAGCGUAUGGUGCCAUGUUUUCCAAAACCUGGCGAGUUCACCUGAUCUUUACCAACAAGAAAUUAAAACGAAAGGUUAUAAAGGAUCGUCAUUUGUUCGCUGUAGUCUGUUUGCUUGUCAUGGUUGACGUUAUUUACCUUGCGGUAUGGCAGGUCAUGGAUCCCAUGACAAGGACUGUGAGAGAGUUUUCACAAGAGUCUUUAGACUCUGAUUUAGAUGUCCUACUUGUAAAGCAACUAGAGCUGUGCGAGUCUAAGGACACAUACCGCUGGCUUGGAAUACUGUGUGGUUACAAAGGACUGCUAUUGUUGUUUGGAGCGUUUUUGGCUUGGGAGACGAGAAACGUUACAAUAACUGCGCUUAACGAUUCCAAGUACAUUGGGAUGUCUGUGUACAAUGUGUUUAUCCUGUGCGUUAUUGGUGCGCCUAUAUCGUUAGCCAUGAGGGAGCAGCCUGACGCCUCGUUUUCCAUUGUAUCUGUUUGUAUUAUUAUCUGCACUUCUAUCACUCUAUGCCUUGUGUUUAUACCAAAGGUGCUGGAGAUGAAAAGAAUUCUGCAGUCUGGGGAACAGUUGUGUCGAACGUUUACUUCCGGUGCUUUGUUUCUGGAGACAAACGGCACAAUGUCAACAGUUGAUAUCGAUACAGAGCGACAAAUCAUAGAUUUGAAGAGAAAACUUAACGACAAAGACAAGGAAAUCAGAGAGCUGAGACUUCGCCUGAUGAAUUCAUCAGGAGCGGUAAAACAUCCUCUGAAAAUAGAACUCAAAACUACUGGGAAUAUGACACCCAUUGACACAAACUAGAAGGGCGCGCACCGUGGGGAAU
Molecule: messenger RNA, 4264 nt
Organism: Orbicella faveolata
Lineage: Eukaryota; Metazoa; Cnidaria; Anthozoa; Scleractinia; Merulinidae
Product: gamma-aminobutyric acid type B receptor subunit 1-like
Biological process (GO): gamma-aminobutyric acid signaling pathway; G protein-coupled receptor signaling pathway
Cellular component (GO): G protein-coupled receptor heterodimeric complex; membrane
Molecular function (GO): G protein-coupled GABA receptor activity
Source: RefSeq, a predicted model, not a curated record